UUCGCGGAUCACGUAUAUGAACUUAUUUUAGUGAAUCAAGCGCCGGUGAAGAAGUCGGUUGUGUUCAUUCACCUUUGUCCGGAACGUUUUAAAAUGUUUCGAAUACUGUGUGUUCUCGCAUGUUUUAAUUUAGUUCUAAGUGACCCUCUAAACACCUACUGCUGUUUGGAAGAAGAUGGUAUUUUGGACGAAACUGAAGCAUUCUGUGUAAAUCCAGUCAAUGAGAGUAAAAAGCCUCUACGAUUCCAAUGUACCAAUACCGAAAGAUUCUUAGAAGCGGAUUUUAACUUUACAGGGGACGAUAGGGAAUUAUUUUUUGGAGUUCAAUCUUUAUUACAAGACCAGGGAAUAUUUUGUACCGCAAAUGAAACUACAAAUAACACGCAAAAAUUGUUAUUGCUUUGUAAAGUAGAGAAAAAGUCGACACAAAUCGUAGUAUGGAGUUAUUGCAUGAUAGUUUCGGCAAUUUUUCUUGCCUUGACCGCUAUAGUAUACUGCGCCUUACCAAUCCUAAGAGAUUUACAAGGCAAAAGCAUUAUUUGUUUCUGCGUGAGUUUAUCGCUGGGACUAAUUUUUUUGGCCAUAAUGAAACUCAUGGAAUAUUCCGAUAUGAAUUUAUGCGCUGCUCGAGGCUUCCUGACCUAUUAUUUUAUGGUAUCAAGUUUCUUCUGGAUGAAUUCCAUCUCGAUACAGAUUCUAUUUCGAAUCAAACGUCCAUCAGUGCCCGACUAUGGCUGGCGAACCUUUUUGUGGUACGCUCUUUACGCGUUUGGCACACCCGCGCUUAUCACAAUAGCUAUGGCCAUUAUCAACUUCCAUCCUGGAACACAUCAAAAGCCAGGCAUCGGUCUCAACAGUUGCUGGUUUGACGAUAAAAGGCAACAAUGGUACUACAUGUAUAGUGUACUAUCAAUACUCAUGGCACUAAAUCUAGGACUAUUUUUCUACUUGUCAGUUUACUUGUGGAGACAAACCUUCCUAUCAACACACGUCAAGGAAUUGCGUUAUAAGUUCCGAAUGACAUUAAAGAUGUUUAUUAUAAUGGGUCUGCCCUGGAUAUUUGAAAUGAUUAGUACUUUCUUCGAACCACAUAUCAUUUGGACACUCUUGGACAUAUUUAACCUCAUCCAAGGCCUCUUAAUAUUCAUCGUCCUAGUCGUGCUACGAAAGCGUGUAUUAAAAGCUCUAUACAAAAGAGGCUGCCUGGAUUGCGUUUCCGGUAUAGUUGAGCGAUACCUGGCGAUCGCAGAAGACGACGAAGAAGUUGUGCAACACACCAUUGACGUGCCUUUAGACGAUAAAAAACAUAAUAAUAUUUGAAGAGAUCUUGCUUGAAAGGCUUUGUCUGUUAAGAUACUAUGACUAGUCCGCGUAUUCACUGAGGCCAGAGGAGAGAUUUAACACAGUUCAACUAAUAUUCUUAAAUGUAUGUUAAUAAGUUUUAGUUAUAGUCGAUAUAAGAGCAGCUAAAUAAUAUGACUUUUACAAUAAAAUUUUAUAAAAUAUUGC
This is a messenger RNA of Pieris rapae (cabbage white), 1509 nucleotides long. Its product is annotated as probable G-protein coupled receptor Mth-like 4. Gene Ontology annotation, cellular component: membrane. The record is from RefSeq and is a predicted model, not a curated record. NCBI's taxonomy places the organism in Eukaryota, Metazoa, Arthropoda, Insecta, Lepidoptera, Pieridae. Gene Ontology annotation, molecular function: transmembrane signaling receptor activity. The transcript is spliced from 8 exons. Gene Ontology annotation, biological process: cell surface receptor signaling pathway. Bases 94 to 1320 code for a protein of 408 amino acids.